GUUUCUUUCACUGUUCAGCAACUCAGCAGCAGAACGAUAUUACUAUACAAGUGUAGAAACAUUCGCCUUGUAGAUGUUGACUCGCCAGCUUGUUUAGCUAAGCUCUGGGCUUCUGAGGUCACCGGUAUUCUGUGAAGAAGGUCUGAAGGACCAGUAGGCUGCGAGCUUGCGGCUUCCACCACGGCAUUGGUAAAAUAUGAAGUCGAGCACAGUAUUUUCGACGGCUCCCCCCUUCUCUGCUCUCGCAGGGACAAGGAAUCUGCGUCCGAGCAAGUCGCCAGUCUCACAUCAAUCACCCCCAUUACCUGUUCAACAUAGAGAAGCAGCUGUGUUGGCCCCUAGCUUGCGUGGCCCUCACAUAGGUGUGCCAGGUCUCAAGCCUGCAACCGUGGACAGGGACGCCCUGCCGAAGGCUGACAGCAUGAGAGCAGGAAUGCAUACAGCCCAAUGUUCCAAGUUCGGUGCAGACUCAGUCUCUUGGGAGCCUGCUUCUCAGUUCUCCCCCUUCUCCUCAGAACUUCCUCAGAACGGUGCGUCCGGGGUUACAUGUAGCAGCGGUCAAGGAGGUUCUUGCGCUCGCGUAUGCAAGAAGUCUUCUGCUGCAUCGGCCGCAUCUGUGAACGACCGGAGAGGAAAGAUGCGAUGCAAGGAAGGGAGCGGAGCGCCGCUCCUUAUUUUCCUGCUAGGGCUGACAACUGUGACAUCGCUAGUGGGGGUCUCCAUGUUCAGCGGAGGCAGAACGAGCGCAGGCGGAUUGAGGGUGCUCCCCGAUCACAGCGAGGCCUUCCCGCUUGGUGAACGGAGCAGUGGGGGCAAUCUGGGAAAUGGUGGCCAGGCACACACUGACCCCAUGAAGAAACUUGCCAACCAGGUGAACAAGGGCCACAAUGCUUCCGACUAUGAGGAAUCUUCACCUGCAACCGAGCAACCUGAGGAAUCUGAGAAAACUGAGUUUUCUGCUUUGCCUGUCAACAAGACUCCCUCAUCAACACCUGUCCCUCUGUCAGCCUUGCAGCUUUCUGACGAUGAGUGGGACGAGCGACUGCACCAGUUCUUCGGCCCCCACUUUCGCACAGCGAACCUAUCCAAGUACAGUGUGCGGCGAAAAGGUCCGAUCACCCCGCUUGGUGAUGGGCGGGUGCUGGAGGACCCCGGGAACUGGUUGGCUAUCCGGGGUCGUGAGGAGACGGUUGAUGCCCUCGUCCAGAACCUUGAAAGCAUCUUCAAAACCUAUCAACGGGGCCAAGCCGACCCUCUCGAUCGCGAUCAGCUCCGGCGGCGCUUUCUUUUCCAGUAUGCUGUAGCUACUCCUGGUUUGGGAAAGACCACUUUCCUGAUGGAGCACCCGACGUGGCUCGAGGAGAGGCAUUUCUCGUCGGUUGCCCCUGCAUUUGCCGAGCGGCUGCGAGUUUACUAUGAGAAGCGGCUGCUGUUUCGUCACGACUUUAGCAAGGAUGGGCCAGACACGCUGGAGAAUCAUCUAUGCCCAAACUCCCGGACGAAGUUGGCUUCCAGAAUGCUCUAUGCCACGCUUGAAGGAUCAGGCGAAUGGCCCUACUACUAUCGCUUUGUUGAGGCCUGCUACAGACUGGACAAGGACUUCUUCAAGCGUCUUCUUCCCGAUCACGUGUUGCGGUUCGUUUGGCGGUGUGCUGGCCUUGAACCUCGGACGGCUGGGCUGGCGCUGUUCUCGUGGGACGAAGCAAGUGCUGCAGAGGGAUUUGUACAACCGCUUAUGUCGGCAUAUUUGGAGGAGGUGCUCCUGCCAGGUCGCAGCCGACUGCCUGGAGCACCCGAUCCAUACUUUGUGGCGAUGGUACUUGCAUCCACACGGGUUGAGGUGGCCGACAUGCAGGCCACUUCUUCCGGCAGAGCCAAGUCAAAACCCCUGCCCUUCACCUUGCUGAAUCAGGGCGAUGUUGUCUUCAUCGUCAAAGACUUUGUUCAACGGCUCGGGGGUUUUGUUGCGGGCGACCCCCCAAUCCAUGUACAGCUCAUCUUAAACCUGGUAGAAGGCAACCAUCGUCUUGUGGAGAAGGCGCUUGUUUGCAUGAGUGGGGGAGCAUCAGAAGAGGUGGUAAUAGGGGACGGACUGAUCGAGUAUUGGAAGUCGAGGGGCGAAGCGCUCGCUGACGUUGUGGGUUUCGUGCGCGAUUAUGCAAAGAUGGGCUUUUCGAAGUUUCUCGAGGAUCCCAAUCCGUGGGCUCAGUUGCGCGAUCAGACAACUGGAGGGGGGCACCGGCUGUUGGGGACAAAUCGGAAGAGGCAAAGAGUAACGGAUAAAGCUGAGGGGUGGGUUGAUGUCAAGCGUCGAGCAGGGGAUCUCCUCCAACUUGUGCACGCGCAUAGUGUCCUUGACCGCGCUGUUUCCCGGCGGGACCCCUUACCUGGAGAAAUGCUUGACGAAGUCACUUGGGAGCACUUGGAAAUGACGGGCAUGAUUACCCUCCUGGAUGCGGGGUUGGCGCGCACUGGGAAACCGUCGGCCAGCAUGAGCAUUGCGCAAGUAGACCCCUACGUAUACCAGGUUGUCGUGCGUGUCGCGCCUAUCGUAAUACAUGCUCUCCAGGAGACAAGCGGGCUCUUGUCGAGCAAAGUCUACACUAGUCAGUGGCAGCCGGACUUCCAAGAUAAGGAAGAAGGGGACGUUGGGAUGGUGGUGGAGAGACUCCGAUGCUUGAAGUAUUUGGGGGACUCGGUUUGUACCCUCGACCAGCUGAUCGGGCCUCUCAGCCGGUCAUCUCCGUUGAAAGACCUCGAGUUGGUGGUACCAUCUAAAGGGUUUCGGGUUCGCCCCUUACGGCAGCACGUUGUGCCUGGAGAUUUUGACAAGUGGAUAAAGGAUCUCCCCCGAGGGGGUGUGUGGGCGUUCCGUGGGGCUGGUCAGGAACAUGGACCUGACGGGUGGGUUUUGCUUGAGACAACCGCCGGACGCCCUUUUAUCCUCUAUCUACAAAGCAAAAGCUCGAAGUACCUUGGAAGGAAGAGGAUGAAAGCCGGCGAAGUGGCCAUUGAGUACGAGAAGGUCGUGACAAAUACGACAAGGUGGCCGCUCCCACUAGAGCACGUAUUCCUGGUGGUCACGGAUCUUUUCAUGGACAACAAAAACUACAAUGCAGCCACCACCCACUCUCAUGUUGAAGUCGUCCACUCGGGCAACCACCACCACUUCUAUGGGUCGGCGGGCAGUGCCUUGAGGUCGCUGCAGGCGCUCAGCAUCCUCCAUCGGGAGUGCCCAAAACACGCCCCUACUCCGAAGCCACCAACUGCGGUUAGAUCAGCGUCUAAGCCAGCUCAACGCACAAUCGCUAAAUCAACCAAGACGUCGUCAAGUACAAAGAGAACGAGAAAGCCGACGACUAAGGCCGGCGCAUCAGCAGAUCCGGGAAGGCCCAUUCGACGGGCCGGCGGGGAUGCGGAUAAGGAUUCAAAAACGGGAAGGGGCCGUCGGCAGGUCCGGUCGCGCUCAUAUCAAGGCUCUCUUCUUCGAAUCCAUUCAUCCUUGGCCGUGGCGUGCCCGUUUCCUCGGGUAGCCCCCUCAUCCGGCCAUCUUGCCAGCUUGACGCUUGGUUUGGCCGAGGACAGCCCUUCGACCAGCCACAGAACGGACCCACCCCGAAUCGCGCGGCCGCCUCUACUCCUGCGGCCCCCAAAUCGGAAGGAGUUCCUGCGAGGCCGCGCUGCUGACGUGAGGAGUGACGUCAGCAAGCUCGGUGACACUCCCGCACAAGGCAUCCGGUUACCCGGUGGUACGGGCUGGCAGGGGCAAGCUCUCCUUACGGACGUCCAACCCAGGAAGCCGCCCGCGCGCGCAUCGUUCCGUUGUCGUCCGAACGCCUACGCCCCGGCCCCUACAACGGAGGCGUUCGAGAAGGAAGCAAGAAACGCGGGCCGAGGAAAGCGUGGGCGAGCGCGCGCGCGCGCGCGCACGGAGAAAGAGCUGCACGAAGCGCGCGCUGAGGUGGCGCACGUGCGGCAAGGCGGGACGGGGAGAGAGGCGGCCGCGACACCGCGGGGGCCCGACGAGGUGACGUCAACCUGCAGACGGGGCUCCCCGUGCCGCAGGUCGCCGCCCUUGCGAAGCAGCUCCAAGUGGCGUAUGGGGAGAGCCAAGCGCCUUCGAGCCGCGACUGCGGCCGCCGCUUUUCGAGCUGCACCAGCGGAACUGAAACCGGAUUCCGGACUAGAGUGGGCGAGCUGGAGGCAGAGGUCCGAAAGUGGCGCGCGAGCAGCGACAAGCCGGCCGCGAGGGCGGUUACCAGGCGGCCGCGGCCGAGCGCGGCCGACUUCAACCAACUGCGCGCAGAGAUGCGCGAGGUUUGAGCACGGGAGGACGGAGGCUGCGAAGCUGCACGAGGAAAAAUCCGCUCGCGCGCUCCCACAGAUCGACGGCCAGAAAGCCGCGACCUUGUCCCCCAAGUUCAUCAGGACCACCGCCGACCUCAGUGCCCAAUCUCAGGCCGCCACGUGUCUCAAGCACGAGCUCCGCCCACACCAGACGACCGGGGAGGGAGCGGUUGGAGCAACUAGAGCGGGCAUACGCGGUGAGCGAGCAACGCAUUGCAGCCGGGAGAGGACCAACCCUGGCGAGCGCACGCGCCUAGGUUGGGGAAAAUGGAACAUCGGAAAACGAAAAACGGAAAGCGGAAAGCGGAAAGCGGAAAGCGAGAAGCCGGAAGCGGGAAGCGCGGUCUGGCGGGUGGCGCCGUCCGAGGCCGACGUGGCUUUUUACGGGGAAAAGACGGCGCUGCUACACCAACAGGUAGCCACGAUCGCGCAGGCGACUCGCAACCAGGCGCGGCAGAAUAGCUGCGCGAGCUGGGCGGGAGAAGCCAUAAGCCCAAAGGAGCGAGGAUGACCUGACCACGGGCCAUUCGCCUGUCUUUGAGCGAGUCUCCAACUAGCGGGCACGUUUCAAGUCGGGUGUUCAUCCCAUACAGGUCGGGUGUUCCUAAGGAAAUAGGUUGCAGAUCGGAUCAAUCUGUCUUAGCUUUGGUUCAACUGUCUGGAUUCAAAAGAUACAGCGGGCGUCGUCGUAACAAUGCAUGGACUGAAUUAGAAAUCUGCGAAUUGCAGGACAUGCAAGCCUGAUGUUAGUACGUACAUUGACGC
This is a messenger RNA of Klebsormidium nitens, 5112 nucleotides long. The record is from the annotation of a GenBank genome assembly. Lineage: Eukaryota; Viridiplantae; Streptophyta; Klebsormidiophyceae; Klebsormidiales; Klebsormidiaceae.